AUGGCGAAUUUUUCAGAUGAUACCAUGGCCUCCAUCAAUUACUUUGAUAUCACUAAUUUACCACUUCCAAAUAUUACAAUGGAUCAGUCAGUUCCAACGAUAAAUAGUGCCAGUCUUAAAACACCGGGCAAGACAUCUCCACUAGGAAUUAUGAGUAGUCAAGGCAUUGGAGGACCCGGCAGAACAAUGAAGGAAUGCGAGGAUCAUCUGGGAAUCCUCAAAAAAGAAAAUUUUAAUUUGAAGUUACGAAUUUACUUUCUUGAAGAACGCAUGGGGAUAACCUCUGCUGACGAAGAUGCUAUUAAAAAAAAUAUUGAACUUAAGGUUGAAAAUGAAUCUUUAAAAAAAGAACUUAUUGAGAAGCAGGAACUUCUUAGUCAAGCAGCAAAAGCCAUCGAGCUUAUUGAAGAGCAGAAACAAGUAUAUGCUCGAAAUGAAACUCAGUAUCAACAGACUCUUGAACAAGAACGAGAAAGAGUAAAUAAACUUGAAAAAGAACUUGAAGAUAAUAGAUUAAAAUUGACCGAUAUCACUUAUUAUGAAGAAACUUUCGGAAUUACACCAGAAAAAGCUUUGGAAUACGAAGAAAAAUUACACAAAGUAGAAGAGAUUAAAUCUUCUCUAGAAUCUGAAUUAAAACAACUAUCAGCUAGUUUAGAAGAGGAGAGAAACUGGGCGCAAGAGUUGGAGAAUGAAAGAGAUCAAUUGAAAAAUCGUUUAGAGUCAAAAAUCCUAUGUAAAGAAAAGUUAUCAUUAAAGAGAGAUCGUGAAAUGGAAGUUUUAAGUGAAAAAUUAAAAGUAUUAGAAGAGCAAGCUUUCAAGACAGAGAAUUUAUUACAACAAUUUAAAAAAGAAAUUAUAGAAAAGAAUAAAAUAAUCGAUCAGAAAAGUGUUUCGCUCGAAGAAAAAAGUAAAGCUUAUGACGAAGUUUCUGAAGUAGCUGAGAAACGAAAAAAACAAAUAGAUCAAUUAAGAUUAUCUAUCAAAUCAAGAGAUGAUGCUCUCACAGAUUUGAACAGUAAAAAUCGCUCUCUUCUAUCCCAGUUUGAAAAUAAUUCCACAAAGAGGAGUUUGUCAUCUGAUAGUCAAUCAACAUUUAUGGAAGAGUCACAAAACUUUAGAAGGAUAUGUAGCUUGAACAGUCCUACAAAGAGUUUUUAUAGUUCAUCAGAUUUGAAACCUAGCAUAGAACGAACUAGAGGUAGCUGUGAUUUCAACAAUGGUUUUGAUAAAAAAGACAUUCAAGAGUUAAAAAAAGAAUUAGAUGAUAGGGAUCGAGAUAUUAAAAAAAAAGAAGAAACAAAGAAACAGUUAAUGCUGAAGCUUUACAGCGUUCAGCAAUCUGCUGAUGUAACCGAUCAGAAAUUAAAGAAAUUAGAAAUUGACCACAAGAAAGCAAUUCAAAUGAUUCAAGGCUUUCUAAAACGUCAUGAACAACUCGAAGAUAAACAAGCCAAAAAAGAUAGGAGAAUCAUGGACUUAGAAGUUGAAGUUAGCAGAUUACAAAAUGAAAAUACAAAGGCUGGUAGAAGCAGUAUCAGUACUUCAAUGCGAAAAAAUUCUAGCAAUGAACUAAUAGAUGGUCCCGAACGUGAUCACAAUACGCAGCAACGAUUUGAGGAAAUGGAAAGCAAAAUCAAUGAUCUCCAAAACCAAAUUGCAGCAAUGAAAGCAGGGAAAAAUAUAUUAGAAAAAAGGAUACAAAUUGAAACUGACGAAUUACUUGAUAGAUUACAAGAUAAAGAUCUAAAAAUUGAAAGUCUUCAGUAUGAAAAGAAUUUUAUAAAAGAUCAAUUACAAACCCAGAAUGAAGAGUUGUACAAAUUAAAAGAAAUCUGUAAUCGAAUAAAUGAAAAAUCAAAAGAUUUAAUUAAUAUAGAUGAUCUUCGAAAAGAAUUAAUUGAAAAAAAUUUGGAACUUGAAGAAAGAAAAAAUCAGAUUGAUCAUUUAACUAAAGAAUUGCUAAUAAAAACGCAAAAUUUACAACAACUAGUAAAUACUGAAUUAUGGAGUAAAAAUAAGGAGAUUGCUAAAUUACAUAACCAUAUAACAUCAUUUCGAUAUCUAGGAAAAAUUAUGAAUAAGUCAGAUAUUACUGAAUAUAGUGCUAUAUAUCAAUUAAAUGCUCUCAUAAAAGAAUUAAAUAAUAUCGGUAUUCAAGUUUCAUUAAUGAAUGAUAUUAUACAACUUAAUUAUAUUAAUUCUGAUAAAUCUAAGAAUGUUUUAACAAUAACUAAUUAUAUACAUAAACUUGUUAUCCAAAAAAAUGAAUUAGAAAAAGAAGUCGAUUAUUUGAAAUGGUUGAAGUUUAUUUCAAAACCUAUUAAUAAAAUAGAUAAUGAAAUUUGCAAUUCUAUAGGUAAUGGGAAUAAACACUAUUAUGUUUUAAAAUCUCAAUUAAAAAAACUUGUUAAAUUUAUGAAUGAUAUGUUGAAGAGUACCGACCAAACAAUUGAUAUUGUAAAUAGUAGACAAAAGAUUGUAUUCGAUGUGCUUAUAAAUUCCAAGACUUUUUCAGACAAUUUCAUGAAUACUUUUGAAGGAAUAAUAUUUAAUGAAUCGAAUAAUGGUGCAAACUUUGACAAGGUUGAUAGAAUUGUUCGAACAGAUAGAAUGGGCGAAUCUGAUAAUUUUAUAGAAUAUCGACCUCAAUUUUUAACUACAUCAAAUUCAGAGACUUUUUCUAAAUCAGAUAAAAUGGUAUUAUUAGCGAAAAUGGAUCUAUUGAAUAUCGAGAAGAAAUUUAUAGAUAAACCAAUUUCUUGCAAGUUCUUAGAAACUUUCAGUGACUCUGGAAACUCUAUAAAUUACUACACAUGUCAUGGAAUUUAUCAGAGUGAUGUUAAUGAAAAAAACAACUUUUUAUACUCUGAAUUAAAUGUCUUAAGAAACGGAAUGAUAAAAAAUAUAUUCGAUGAUGUGAAGAAAACUAAAUUAUCGAUGUUGCUUACUGAAAUUAAAAACGCAUGUGGUUAUUGCGAGAAAUUGCAAAACACCAUUGCUAAAGAAAUUCUUAAAUGCCCUAGUUUUAAAAAAGAGGGUAAACAAAAUAGUCAUAAAAUACAAUUAGGAAAUAAACAUUUGGACGUAGAAAAUAUAUCUAUAGUAAACUCCAAUCAAAAAGUUGAACUUUUUCAAUAUAAAAAUAAUACUGAUAGAAAAGCAAAUAAUACCAUAAAUAGUGAAAAUGAAGUGUUGAGAGCUAAAAUAAUGAAACUAGAUGAAGAAAAUAAAGAAACGAAAACAAUUAUUUUAAGACUUACAAAAGAAUUGGAUCAUCUUACUUUAAAUCAUAGUCAAAUAUUAGUUGAAAAUACAAAACUAACCAACGAAAAGCUUAGAUUAGAACAAGAUAUAAGAAAAUCAGAAAAUGGCUAUGAUAUAAGAAUUCAAACACUUAGAAAUAAAUUUUACAAGGAAGUAUCAGAUUUAAACCAAAUCAAUGAAUUGUAUAAAGCUAAAAUACAAGAACUUGAAAUAAUUAACAAAAAAAUUCAAAGAAAUGUAAUUGUCUGUGAAACUAGUGAUUCUACACCAAGUUCAAGUGGUAUUUCAUCUUUUCCAUUUAAUAUUUCAACGAAACAAAUAUGUGAAGAUAUUCAUGAAUAUAAUACUCAUAAGAAAUCUCAUUAUUGGUUACCAGUACCUUAUACAACAUUCAGUGACUUGAAUAAAUCAAGCUGCUCUCCAGAUUUAGGUAUUGAGAGUGACGCAAUAGUAACAUCGAUAAGACCGUUUAAAGAUACUUUAAAAAUUACCGAAUCUAUGACCAAUUUGCUCAGCGAUGAUGAAAAUUAUAACAUUGAGAAAUUUCAAAGCAUUGAUGGUAGUAACUUACUAAAUAUAGAAGAUCUUGAAGUUCAAACGUUAAAACAAGAAAACGUUGUAUUAAAAAAAAGAUUAAUAAAAACAAGAAGGGCACUCGAAGAUACAUUUCAACAUUUGUCUGCGUCAAAUAAAAACAAAAAAAAUGUUGAGAAAGCAAUCACAAAACAACUUAUGAUCACAAAAAGUAUUCUUAAAAAAACAAGGAAUUAUGAGGAUAUGUAUCGCAAAAAAUGAUAUUUAAAAUACGAAAAAGAUCUUAGUCUAUACUUGUUCUGCAUGUACGAUAAAUGAAGUUUCUGUUUAAAAUAUUUGUUUUAGUAUU
This is a messenger RNA of Ceratosolen solmsi marchali, 4150 nucleotides long. It is a transcript of the gene cnn, whose product is annotated as phosphodiesterase 4D interacting protein centrosomin. The record is from RefSeq and is a predicted model, not a curated record. NCBI's taxonomy places the organism in Eukaryota, Metazoa, Arthropoda, Insecta, Hymenoptera, Agaonidae. Gene Ontology annotation, biological process: negative regulation of centriole replication; microtubule bundle formation; centriole replication. Gene Ontology annotation, cellular component: mitotic spindle pole; microtubule organizing center; pericentriolar material. The coding region runs from base 1 to 4062 and encodes 1353 amino acids. Gene Ontology annotation, molecular function: microtubule binding; gamma-tubulin binding. The transcript has 15 exons.